Messenger RNA from Pseudocercospora fijiensis CIRAD86, 2622 nucleotides. RefSeq lists its product as uncharacterized. The record is from RefSeq and is a predicted model, not a curated record. The transcript has 7 exons. The coding region runs from base 1 to 2622 and encodes 873 amino acids. Lineage: Eukaryota; Fungi; Ascomycota; Dothideomycetes; Mycosphaerellales; Mycosphaerellaceae.
AUGAUCCGUAUGGGCCAUUGGCUUGCUGGUGAAUGGCUGCCCUCUGGCUGCGGUGCAGUUCAAUAUGGGUGGGUUUUGCCCAGUCAUGAUCAAGGACUGUAUGCUAAGAUCGACCGGAAGCGAAACAUCGUAUUUGCUGGGGACCUGCAACUUCAAGGCAUAUAUUACCAUUUUACGCAACGGAUGACCACUUCGAAGAAUAAGCAGAUUCCUGCGCCGCGAGAGCGAGACUUGCAUCAUGAAUCUGGGACCGUCUCUCUGUCCUUCUUGUACGACCCUCAUCUCAAUGGGAGCCUGCUCAUGGAUGCCGUCGAAGCAUUUCGAGAUCAGACGCCGGAGAGUCCGAUGCUGCUGACCAUCGGUGCUGCGAACAGCGCGAGCGAAUCCGCUUCUUCGCAGGCAUACCUGGAUCGUGUGCAUUCAAUCGCCUCCUCAGCGCAUUCGCGCAGACCGUAUACCGAGCUUGGAUCAGAUCUGGAUUACCAGCAUGGACCAGGCGACCUGCUUCUCUUUGCGCCUGCCGAGGAAUCAUUCGACGCCGAGCGCUCGAAGCCUUUCCGCGAGCUGAAUCAAAAGUUGCUUGAAGCAUCUAUUGACACGCCCUUUCAUCUCAUAUCGGCUUUCACACAUAUGACCUCUGGGCCUGGCGAUUAUCUCGAGCCGGGCUCGCUCUUGGUCAAAGAGGAAGUCUUCCGCACUCGCGCGGAUCUGCUUCUCAACCUUCGGUGCAAUGCUAUAAUCGUUGGAAAGGGCCAUGCUAACAAUGUGGCCACAUGUUGUGCUAAUUGGCGAAGGUCCAAUGGGAUUCAACUUGUCGCCAUCAUCUCUCUUGGCAUGUUUCUGCCUGCUCUGGCCGUCCUGCAUAUUCGCACGAAACUACUCCCAAGCAAUGUUCGGCCUAUUCUAUACGCAUUCGCAUCAUUUAGCAUUGCAAUCUUGCUCGUCUUCAUUGCUGAUCGGAGCCACGUAUUUGGUCAUGUCCGCAAAGAUGCAUUCAGGUAUGAAAAUGGCGGAAUGCUGUUUCUGAUCUCGCUCAUUGCUGGUAUUGCAACCAUCCGUCGGGGCUCGACAGGCAAGUCGCAGUGUGCAAACAACAAUUUCCUGCCUCGCGAGCAGAGUAGCGAGUGGAAGGGCUGGAUGCAGCUUGUAAUCAUAUUUUAUCACUAUGGACAGCAUGAUGCUUCGCUGUCUGCAUUUCGAGGUUUUGACAGCAUGCAGGUCGCCGCUCUACCUGUCUGGCACUUCCUCCGCCUCUGCGUCUCCUCAUACCUCUUCCUCACUGGUUUCGGACACACAGUCUUCUUUCUGCAAAAGAAAGACUAUUCCCUACGACGAUUUGUCAACAUCAUAAUUCGUCUGAAUUUGCUAGCCAUCACCUUGGUAUACACUAUGCGAACGAGUUGGGUUACCUAUUACUAUAUUCCGCUCUGCACAAUCUGGUUCUUGAUCGUAUACGCUACACUCGCCGUUGGCCGUCACCAUAAUUCGAACACAAUAUUCCUGCUCGCCAAAAUCGCGGCUGCGGCAUUCUUGUUGAACAAGGUCCUGUACGCGGACGGGCUCCGCGAAGCACUGCUCGCAUUCUUCACGGCCAUGACCAAAGGCUACUUCCCCGUCAGCUUCUUCGACAAGCGCUUCAAUAACGAUCGCUACAUCGUCUUCGUCGGCAUGGCUGUUGCUCCCGUGUAUCUUUGGCUCACAGAUCUCAUCAAAUCUCACCAUGGUGGCCACAAAUCUUUGUUGGCAACGGCCAACGAGAAAAUUCCGAGCACAAGACAGAACUUCACCAAACUCGACAAGGCCGUACUCCAACACUGGACCCUAAUUAAAAGAGCCGCCGUUAUCACCGCCCUGAUCGGUCUCCUCGCAUUCUGGCGCUGGGGCUUCACACUCACCAAAUCCGCCUUCUCCGCACAACAAGCCUAUACGAAUUGGAUACCAAUCAUCUGCUUCGCAAUCCUCCGUAACGCACAUCCAACCCUUCGAAACUACCAUUCGAAAUUCUUUGCCUGGGUAGGAAAUUACUCGGGAGAAAUUUACGUUCUACACUUCCAUAUCUGGCUCGGCGCUGAUCAAGGCGCAGUGUUGAGGACAGGACUCUUUCAUGGAGAUGAGACAUUCUACGGAGAUCGCUGGAGAGACUUGACAGUGUUGACGCCUUUGCUUUUGGUUUGUGCUGCGCUGGUUGGGAAUGCUACGGGAAAGAUUGCGGAAUGGUUUGUCAAGGAUUGGGGGAUGGAGGAUGAAGAUGAGGGAGAGGAGGUGUAUCAGGAGAAGAGUGCAUUGACGUUUUUGAGAUCGUGGGCCAUACGGCCUUUGAGAAAAAGCUUGAAGAGGAGAUUUGUCCUUGUUUUGGUUGUGCUAUGGGGACUGAAUCAGCAGCUCUCAGUACUCGAACCCAGAAAUUGUAAUUUGGAAGCAAACUCCCAUAACGCCAUUGAAAGUUUAAACCAUGUUCUCCCAUCGUUUUUGAGAGCUGACCGGUCCUCCCAUGGUGCUAUGACAUCCCAACUUGUUUUGUCGGUGUGUCUGAUGUUUUCGUUACUCGAUUCAAGGAGGUGUAGCUGUCCAGAGUCGAAGGAGGAAAGCGCCGUCUCUUUCAUCCGGAGCAAGGGACGUUAA